UGCAGGGGGGUUUCGUGUGAGCACUGCUGCUCCCCUCUAAGUUUAUCGCCUGGCCCACAUCCCGAUGAGGACUGAAUCAGGCUCCCUCUGGAUCUGAAGCCUUUUUUAAAAGGAGUAGGUGGAGUUUGCUCCUCUCUCCCGUCCCCAGACCGGAGUUUGGGUCAAAGUGCUUGGUGCUGCUGCCCUGGUCUCCCUGACGGUAACCCCAACGAUCCUGUUGCGUUCUGCACAACCACAACUUUUCUUACAACUUAGGUUUGAAUCUCAGGAGUCCUGAUAAUGGAUCAGCUCAAGUACCACAGCGCAGGCAUCCAGGAGAAGCUGCAGAUCGCCGGGGUGGAGGAUGAGGCCGGGAACCCCAUCAGCGCCCUGACCAUCCUGUCUUUGCUGGAGCGCGUGGCCAGCAUCAUCGAUAACGUCCAGUCCUCCCAGCAGCGCAUGGAGGAGCGUCAGCAGGAUCUGGAGAGCAACAUCAAGACCAUCCAGGGGGACGUCCUGAAGCUGGCAAAGGACCACACCGACACCAGCGGCACCGUGGAGAAGCUCCUGCAGAAAACCCGCAAAGUCAGCGCCAACGUCAAGGAGGUCCGGACACGCGUGGAGAAGCAAAACAUCCGAGUCAAGAAGGUGGAGUCCACGCAGGACGAGCUGCUCACCCGCAACAAGUUCAGAGUCGUCAUCUACCAGGUCAGCAGAGUUUCUCAGGGUCGGACGUUUAAACGUUGACUUUACGA
Messenger RNA from Neolamprologus brichardi, 734 nucleotides. NCBI's taxonomy places the organism in Eukaryota, Metazoa, Chordata, Actinopteri, Cichliformes, Cichlidae. The record is from RefSeq and is a predicted model, not a curated record.